AUGCCAAUGAAUUGCAAUGCAAUUUAUAGCAAGCUUGAGGCUGUCAAAUUGAACGUGGAGGGUAUAAACGAGAAGAUGGCUCAAGAGUAUCUUGUAGCGCUAUCUAACGUUGCCAUGAAUGACGAUAAUUUUGAUCGCCUUUCCUUUACUAAAACACUCGCCAAGAUUCUUGAAUGCGCACCACAGUCUGAAAUGCUAGACGAAUAUCUGACAUUGAAUUUGUUUGAGGUUCCAAUGAAAGUUAACCUAACUGCUGACCAGGACGUGGAGAUUAUACAGUCACUGGUCACUAUUUUCUUGUAUUUUCUUUCGGGUCCAUUUCACGGGAGAAAAUCAACCUUUAUUUCAAUAAUGGUUUACAUAUUAUCGGGUCACUCUAUCUUGGAACUCGUUUGUCAUAAGCUAGUUGACUCAGAUAUAACAUCUAUUUUACUCAUCAUAGAUUUACUUUCGAAAUUCCUGCUACGUGUUUUUGAGUUGCAAAAUGACGAGCUGCUGAUCAAGUUCAUGGCUAAGUUAAUGAAAGAGAAUACAUUUUCUAAUCUAUGCAAAAUCCCAACCGUUUAUGAGGACGAAUUGACGCGAAAUCAAAGUUGGAAACAUUUUUUGAAGAUUACGAAGCUCGUUUACUCAUAUCUUUCUAACUGCUCGAUUGAUCCCAAUGAUAAGACGCACUCAAAUCUUAUACGUGACGUUCAAAUGGCAGUAAAUCAUUUCAAUGAAGGUUUCAACCGCAAGAAAAAUGAUGAACUACCACAUGUCAACGAAGAGAUUCUAGAUAAUGUUUCAAAAUUGACACUGUUAUCAGCUCUUCAUGUCAUUUCAUUGUUUUCGAAUCCAAGUAUGGUAUUCCGAAAACAGUUUGCUGAGCAUCAAUUAUUCAAUAAGCCGAUCCCUCCAAAUUCUCUAUAUGAACUAGCUAGAGGCAUCGCCUCAGCAAUGGAUCCAGAUAAUCUCUCGCAUAGCAGGCUUAUAAAUAUGCCCAUUCGAUUCAGCGAAGAGCUUUUUGAAGUGCUCUUUCUUUGCUCUAUAGACUUCUGGGAUUCAUUUAAAGCUGAUGCAGAUGACAUACGGGUAUUGCUACAUCACGUGGCUCACCUAUUUGACCACUUUGAUCACUUGGUGGAACUCAAACAAUUUGAAGACGCAAUAGACGGUCUCAGAAACAUGGAUUACACAGCAUUCAGACAUACCGAGUUGGGAAAGAUUAAAAAUGAUAAUCAAGAAUGGUGGAACAAAAAUUGUGAUGAAUUCAACAAAAUUAUGUACGAUGAGACAAUUGGUUUCGUCAAGGAUCAACAUCUAUUAGCACUCUCAAAAGGCACCUGGGUUUUAUCUGUAAAUCCAAUAGGUCCAAACGGAAGUAAUAGAAACUCGCCUUAUUACUUUUUGAUAUUGUCCACCAAUCACAGGGCCAUACUUUAUAAGGAAUUUUCCAAGAGGCCUGACAAGAAACCGAAUAUCGACAAGGAUGGUGCGAGAAUUGAGUUCAGUCAAAUUUCGGAGAUUACUUACCAGCCAAUGACAAAAAACAUCGAGAAGUCAAAUCUGAUUAGCAUUGAAAGCAGGAUACAAGUCAAUCGGAUAGACAUAAAACUUAAAAACAAAGGAUUAUUUUCAUUUUAUGUCAAUACGAUAGAUGACUUAUAUAUUUGGCUGGAUGGCCUUCGAAUGCUGUUUUCAAAUUCGACAAGACUAUCACAUGAUACGGAGCAACAAAUCUUUUGGCUUUCUAGCAUAAGAAAACAAGCUCAAUUUCUUGAGCUUUCAGUCAAACAAAGUGAUCACUUGAAUCAUUAUAACAAGGCCUCUGUGGAAAACGUCAAACCUAGAUCAUCAGAAGAUCUGACCGAGAUAAAUAGCAGGUUCUAUUUCACUUAGACUAAAUGAAAGGUUUAACAUGUUUAUCUUCAGCGCUUGGCACUUUUACCUUUCAGUCUUUUUGAGAGCGACUUUGAAUGUAAGCGGUCGUUUUUCGUCUUCUUGUAGACUCGUUCAGAAAUCUCUUGGGCUUCCUGUGCUUUGCGUUUUUUGCUGUUCAAUCUUUUGCCUUUCUGAUUCUCCGGAUUCAGCCCGCCUGAUUCUUUUUUCUUCUGCUGGGAGGUCAUGAACCAGGUUCGUUUGGGUCUUGACUUGAUUUCCUGCUCGAAGUUGAGCAUGUUUUCACCUUUUUUGAUUUCUUGCUCGGCCUUGAGAAGCUCCUUUUCCUGCUUUUCCUCAUUCAACACAUCUAAUAUGACAGAUUCUUUUUCUUGCAGAAUGCGAUGAAUCUUCUCGACAUCUUCCCAAUUAACACUUCUUCCAAUGGCUUUUCCAGAAUUUUCAGUCUCAACCUGUUUAAUGGCUUCCUUCACGAUAUUCCUGUCCUGAGAGCUUUCGCCAACGAAAGAUAUGGAUAAUCCUUUUCUACCUGCUCUAGCAGUUCUUCCAACCCUAUGUAGAUAGAUUUCGUAUGUCUUUGGCAUGUCAAAGUUUAUGACAAGUUCAAUUUUGGGUAUAUCAAGGCCUCUUGCUGCUAGAUCAGUGCAGAUAAGUAUUGGAACAGUCAAGUUCUUAAAGUCAACAAUGGCUUUUAGUCUUUGCUCCUGCGUUAAUGAACCAUGAAGCUCAGACACCUUAAGACCCAGAAGACCUAGAGAAAUCCGUAACCUAUGUGCCAUCUCUUUCCUUGAAACGAAAACAAUAAUUCUACUAUGUAGACCGUCCAUUUCAGAAAGAAUGUUAAACAGCAAAGCAGGUUUUGAGGUUUCACGUUUUCUAAUCCUCACGAACUCUUGAACCAAUUCAGAAGCGGCGGCUUUUGGUGCUCCUAUCAUGACUCUAACUGGCUUUUUGAGGGAAAGCUGGAUGAGUGAUUUGAUUUUUGAGUUCAUUGUCGCUGAGAAAAGCAUUGUUUGACGAUUCAAAGGGAGAAGGGAAAGAAUUUCAGUAAGUUCCUUCUGGAAUCCUUCUUCCAGCAUUCUAUCGGCUUCAUCAAACACCAAAACUUCCACAGAUUCAACGUUGAAAGAGACCGAAUUUCUGAUGUGGUCAAUCAACCUUCCUGGGGUUGCGAUAACAAUAUCCGGUCUCUUUUUCAAUUCUUGCUCCUGUUGCCUCAAGUUCAAACCACCGACAGCUAAACCAAAUGUCAGUCCAUUGACAAACUGACCAAUUUUCUUACCUACAUCUGCCACCUGAAUAGCUAGUUCUCUCGUGGGAGCCAAGACAAUGACUCUAGUAGAAGGCAUCUUGGAAGGCUUGUAUAGUAAUCUUUCAAUAAUGGGGAUCAUGUAAGCUGCCGUUUUACCGGAUCCAGUGACUGCGCCUGCAACGAUAUCUUUACCCAACAAUGCGAUAGGUAUCGAGGCACUUUGAAUUGCGGAAGGUUUGCUGUACCCCAAUGCUGAUAAUGCUUUCAAAAUUGGUCUCGACAGCUUGAGUGAUUGAAAACUUUCAUGCUUUGAUUGGGGGGAAUUGGCAUUUUCAUCAGAGGCAAAAUAGCUAGCUAUAGCAUCUGGAGAGUCUGCAUCUUCGCUCACUAUCUCAGUGCCGUCUAUAUUAUUCUUGGAACUAGAGUGAAUUUUCAAGUGGGUAUCAGAUCUCCCCUCAGGGCUGUCAAUCGCGUCGGAUCCGUUGUCUUUUCCAGCAGGGGAGUCUGUACCGUCAUCGCUGUCAGUGUCGCUAAGUUCACUGACUACGUUGUCGGGUGCCCCCAUCCCAAAACCAUCAAGGGCCAACUCUUCAUCGGAACUUUGGUUUUCUUCUUGCACCUCUUGCUGUUCGAGGGAAUUGUGUUUUUCAAAUUCCAAGAUGCUGCCGGAAAGUCCUCCUUUUCUUUUUAUUAUGUUAUCGAGAUCUACGUCUUUGUUUGGAGAGCCUUGCUUUUCUUCCAGCUCGAAAUUCCAUCCAUCAAAGGUUUUAUCUUCUUGACCAUUAUUAUGCAAAGCAAAAACAAAGCUAUCAUCAAAGUCUUUCUCAUGAUGGCGAGCACUUUUACGGCUUCUAGUGGUUUUCAGGUUUGAUUUUUCAUUACUAUCCGAGCUGUCUUCACCACCACUCUCAUCUAAGUCUGGA
This is a messenger RNA of Ogataea polymorpha, 4056 nucleotides long. RefSeq lists its product as uncharacterized. Lineage: Eukaryota; Fungi; Ascomycota; Pichiomycetes; Pichiales; Pichiaceae. Bases 1 to 1881 code for a protein of 626 amino acids. The transcript has a single exon. The record is from RefSeq and is a predicted model, not a curated record.